This is a messenger RNA of Pseudogymnoascus verrucosus, 1203 nucleotides long. It is a transcript of the gene GPI11, whose product is annotated as Glycosylphosphatidylinositol (GPI) anchor assembly protein. Bases 88 to 906 code for a protein of 272 amino acids. The record is from RefSeq and is a predicted model, not a curated record. The transcript is spliced from 2 exons. Lineage: Eukaryota; Fungi; Ascomycota; Leotiomycetes; Thelebolales; Thelebolaceae. Gene Ontology annotation, cellular component: endoplasmic reticulum membrane. Gene Ontology annotation, biological process: GPI anchor biosynthetic process.
CCUUGACGCAACGACGAGUCUCCUCCAGGAACACCAUCAACCCGGCAUCCUUCAUAAAGCUGCCCUGCCAGGCAAUCGCUUUCAGCAAUGCCUUCAACAACACCCCCCACCGCCGUUGCGAAACCCCCACCAUCCCCAGCAGCCCCUGCGACGCCCGCCCCAACCUCUACCUCAACCUCCCCUCCACCCACAACAGCGAUCUACAAGCUCAACACCCCCCUCUCCCACGUCUAUACGCACGUCCACACGCCCCUCCUCCUAUCGACCGUCUUCUUCAGCCUGCCCCGCCUCGUCGCCGACCCUAUAACCUCCCUCACCUACGGCGCUGCGGGGCUCGCCCUCAUCCAGAGCGCAUACUGCGCCAUCUGUCUGCAACCCGCCCUCGGUGGCACAGCCACGAAGAAGAAGAAGAAGAAGCCGAAGGCCAAGACUGGGCCGCCGGGAAUACAGGCCAAGAAGGAGGAGGAGAACGAGUGGUUCGGUCCUGCGCUUGAUAUUGUCUACCGCCUCGCCUUCUCCCUCAUCCUUACAAUCCUCUCCGCCGCCCCCGUAUUCUUAGCCACCAUCCUUCUCGGCGCACCACUAACCACGCACCUCCCGCACACCACCCUCCUGACCCUUCACAUCGCCUUCCUGGCCCUCUUCCCGCUCUUCUAUGCCCGUCCCCUAUCAUCCAGACACUGGCUUGAGAUCCUAUCCCUCACCGCGCCGCUGGAUGAGGUCUUUGGCUCUGCGGCUGGAACGCUGAUUGGCUCGUGGAUCGGCGCGAUUCCAAUCCCACUGGAUUGGGAUAGGCCGUGGCAGGCGUGGCCGAUUACUGUUGCGGUAGGCGCGUAUGUGGGGUGGGGAGUUGGAAGGCAGGCUGGGGUUUUGGUUGCUGGGAGGUGGAGAGGGAAGUGGGACUGAAGAGGUGUGGGAAGCUAUGAGCAGUGUUGAGAGAAAUUCUGUGACCACAGAUGGCGCACACUGGCGGUUGGUCUCACAAGUCCCUGGAUACGCCAAUAAUCGCAUGAUAUGCCGUCCUUUAUAAUUUCAAAGGGGAAUGCGGAAGAGGUUCGGAUUCUGCCCAGAAAAAACACACAGCAAUGUCUACAGAGAGCGUUUUGACGAGUUGUAAUGUAAUAGAGGGAUAUGGGAAGCCCCAGAAUGUUGGGAGCUUAGAAUUUUGUAUAUAUGUAAUGCAUGAAUUGUAUUCACCCAAAU